Messenger RNA from Iphiclides podalirius (scarce swallowtail), 2088 nucleotides. NCBI's taxonomy places the organism in Eukaryota, Metazoa, Arthropoda, Insecta, Lepidoptera, Papilionidae. The record is from the annotation of a GenBank genome assembly.
AUGACUGUAACAUACACCGGCGAAGUAGCUACAUGCCGUGGAUUUGGAACGUUUUUAAAAGUUUUGUACAAAUGGCGGGGCAGUAUAUACAAAUUGGUAUGGCUGGAUCUACUAGUGUUUCUACUGGUCUACUACAUACUCAACUUAACCUACCGACUCCUCUUGGAUGAUACUUCUAAAAAAAUGUUCGAGGGUGUGGUGAACUACUGCAGCUUCCACGGCAACGUGAUCCCGCUCUCGUUCGUGCUGGGCUUCUACGUCACGGUGGUGAUGAACCGCUGGUGGAGCCAGUACACCACGAUACCCUGGCCUGACUCGAUCGCGGUCUUCGUCUCCGCCACGAUACACGGGCAGGACGAGCGUGGGCGGUUGAUGCGGCGAACUAUAGUCCGCUACGUGUGCCUCUGCCUGACCAUGGUGCUGACGAUGAUAUCGCCGCGCGUGAAGAAGCGCUUCCCCACCCUGGACAACCUGGUCGAGGCAGGUCUGCUGCUGGACAACGAGAAGACCAUACUGGACAACCUGAACAGCAAGUUCCCGAAGCCCUCGAAGCAUUGGUUACCCAUCGUGUGGGCGACGAGUAUAGUGACGAGGGCUCGCAAAGAGGGCAGGAUCAGGGAUGACUUCGCGGUCAAAACGAUAAUAGACGAAUUGAACAAAUUCCGAGGGCAAGCGGGACUGCUGCUCAGCUAUGACACAAUUAGCGUGCCUUUGGUGUACACCCAGGUAGUCACAAUAGCGGUGUACUCGUAUUUCAUAACGUCCGCCCUGGGCAGCCAGUGGGUGGACAACAAGCUGCAGUCCGCCCACAGCGACGUGUACAUAAGCAACAUAGACCUCUACUUCCCCGUGUUCACCACGCUCGAGUUCUUCUUCUACAUGGGCUGGCUGAAGGUGGCCGAGUCGCUGAUCAACCCCUUCGGAGAGGACGACGACGACUUCGAGGUUAACUGGCUCAUCGACAGGGAUCUGCAGGUGUCCUACAUGAUAGUCGACGAGAUGCACCACGAGCACCCCGAGCUGAUCAAGGACCAGUACUGGGACGAGGUGUUCCCCUCCGAGCUGCCGUACACCAUCGCCACUGAGAACCAGAGGGAGGAGCACCCAGAGCCUUCCACGGCGCGCGUGGCCGUCCCGGCCCGCCAGCGCAGCAUGGUCACCGUGGCGCCCUCCAGCGUGAAGAUCGAAGAGAUGGCGCCCUCGAACACCCAGCUGCAAAUGAACGACGACGCUGUCUCCGGGAUACACUUCAUCGUGUCCCGGGGCAGCAAGCGCGGCAAGAAGGAGGAGCGGAACUCCAUGGGCUCGAGCAACUCGAUGGCGUCGCUGCAGCAGACGCCGCUGACGCGCGUCAACUCGGUCACCUCGAUGCUGAAGAGGCUCUUCUCGAAGGAGGAACAGAGGCAGCCGGCCACCCCGGUCACCACGCAGACGGACGGUGGCGGGCGCUUCGUGAUAUCCGCCAGCAACCCGACCCUGAGCAAGCCGGCUGCCACCGGCGGCAGCAUGAAGAUCGCCAACGAGGUCAUCGAGGAGGUGGACGAGCAGGCGACCAUCACCAGCAUGCACAAGCAACGCCACGACAACAGGCCGACAGCGAUGAGUUUGUUCGCGACUGCCCCCAGCCAGCCCGUGGACGUGCCCAACCGGACCUCUGACCGCGGCUCUGACUCGCGGCUCUCCUCCUCUGCGCCCACCCAGUGGGCGCGAGGGGGCGCGGGAGGAGGCGAGGGGGGCGAGGGGGGCGACAAGUCCCUCCGGGCGCAGGACUCUUUCUCGGCCCUGGAGCGGCCGCGGCUCGACAGCGACGUAGGCCCCUCGCUCAGCGCCGCCGGCAGCCAGACCCUCAUGGACGAAGUGGACGGCGUGGACGACGAAGACCUGGACGACUUCGACCGGCUGCGCAGCGUCCGAGAGCAGGAGCGGCGGGAGAAGCACCGCCAGAAGCUCAUGGCGCGGUCCGUCAGCGCACAACAGCAAGCUGGCAGUCAAGAACUAAUAGAUAAUGUAUUAUUGCUGGAAGAGUUGCUCAUGCAGUCGGAGGCAUUGAAAAAGGAGAAAUCGGAGAAUGACUUCAAAGAGACCACU